GGAUCGAGCUAGCUACGGUGGGUUUUGGUUGCAAAUUAAUUAAUUAGUCGUACAUAUAUAUAUAAAUAUUUUGAGAGAUAUGGAAUAUAACAGAAACACGGCAUCACCGCAAAACCCUAACCCUAACCCUAACCAUAACCAUAUCAUCUUCUUCUUCAAUAUCUCUUCGUCUUCUAAACCAUUAUAUGUUUUUAUGAAUAAUGUUUGGUGAUCAUCACCACUACUUUCCCCAAUUCUGUAAUUAUAUUAAUAAUAAUAACUAUAACAUUGCUGCUGCUGAUUCUAGAGCACCACCACCACCACCACCACCACCAUCGUCAUCGCCGCCGCUAAUUCCUGCAGCUAUUUCUGUUCCUCCGUCAUUCUCUUCAUUCUCCGGCGGCGGCGGCGGCCAUGGAUUCGAUCAUCAUCCUCCAUCGGAACUGGUUCUCCUACACAACCAACACCAUAUUAUGACAAAUGUCGUCGGUGGGAAGAACAAGAUCGAUUUGAUUAAUAGCUCCUCCUCCGACAGUGCUGAUGCAGGUUUGGGUCAUCAUCUUCUUCUUCAUCAAGAUCAGCUGGACAGAUCUGUCCCUAAUUGGUCUAAUGAUGAGCUUCUUGCCUUGUUCAAACUCAGAUCUACUCAUUGGGGACAUGUUUCCAGAAAACUGGAGGAGAUGGGAUUCAAACGAAGCGCAAACGAGUGUAAACAAAAACUCGAAGAAGGUAAGCAUUUCGACGGCGCUGCAAUAAGCUACAACGAACUCGAUGAAUUUUACGGACACGAUGCUGCUGCUCGGGUUUCCGAUCACGAAACACGGCCGUGUCGAGACAACACGGGAAAGACCACAGACGCUGCUGCUCGUGUUUCGGAUCAUGAAACACGGCCGUGUCGAGACAACACGGGAAAGACCACAGAUGCUGCUGCUCGUGUUUCGGAUCAUGAAACACGGCCGUGUCGAGACAACACGGGAAAGACCACGGAUGAUGCAGGGAGGCGAGAGAGAAAAAAGAAAAAGAAAAAGAAAAGGAAAAGAGACGACGGCGACGGCGACGGCGGAGGAAAGAAGAUGGAAAGGCUGCGCCGCUGCUUGGAGGCGGUAGUGGACAAGGUAAUGGCGCAGCAGGAGGCUUUCCACGAGAAGCUGAUCGAGGCCAUCGUGAAAAGGGACGAGGAGACGGCGGCGAGGGAAGAGGCGUGGAAGGCCCACGAGAUGAAUCGGAGCAAAAUCGAGAUCGAAACACGGGCUAAGGAUCAAGCCACCGCCGAGGAAAGACACGCCGCCAUCAUCGGAUUCCUCGAGAAGUUCACUCACAAAUCUCAAUUUCAUCAUCAAAUCAUCCCAAACAGUAGCACUAAUUACAGUACCGAUCAUGACGAGCCGCCGCCGCCGCCGCCGCAAGAGGGCGGGAAGCGGUGGCCGAGGGAGGAGGUCCUGGCCCUGAUAAACCAGAGGUGCAAUAAAUACGAGAGUGGAGGGCAGAGAGGUCCUUUGCCUCUGUGGGAGAGAGUGUCGAAGGGGAUGAUGGAGAUGGGCUACAGAAGGAGUGCCAAGAGGUGUAAGGAGAAGUGGGAGAACAUAAACAAGUACUUCAGGAAGACCAGAGAUAAUAGAGAUGGUACCGGGAAGAAGCGGUCCCUCCACUCCCGGACCUGCCCCUACUUUCACCGUUUGACCUGCUUGUACACUGGACUUCAACCCCAACCCGAACUAGAACUACAAGAACCACAGCAAUAGGUAGACCUGGUCCUGGACCUCUGGAAGAGAUUAGAGAUCUUCACCUAAUAAUAACAAUAAUAAUAGUAAUAAAUUGUUGCCUAUGUGGAGGUGGAGAGGGUAGUUUUGUAAUUUCACGAAGAACAAGAUGGAUGACGACGGCGUCGGAGACUGGCGUUGUUUCUACGUCCUUUUAAUUUUGCAUUGAUUG
Messenger RNA from Andrographis paniculata, 1911 nucleotides. Its product is annotated as trihelix transcription factor GTL2. Bases 201 to 1721 code for a protein of 506 amino acids. The transcript is spliced from 2 exons. The record is from RefSeq and is a predicted model, not a curated record. Lineage: Eukaryota; Viridiplantae; Streptophyta; Magnoliopsida; Lamiales; Acanthaceae.